Messenger RNA from Aspergillus versicolor CBS 583.65, 1030 nucleotides. RefSeq lists its product as uncharacterized. The record is from RefSeq and is a predicted model, not a curated record. NCBI's taxonomy places the organism in Eukaryota, Fungi, Ascomycota, Eurotiomycetes, Eurotiales, Aspergillaceae. The transcript has a single exon. The coding region runs from base 395 to 946 and encodes 183 amino acids.
AUCUGACUGUCGGAACAAUGGACUCCGCUGUUGUUCGGGCUAUGUAUAUCCGUUACUUCAUGGCGUCCUCUGGUGUGGCGGACAUGACAGCCUUUUAUUAUGACUCAGGGAAGUAGCAACAGGUACUGGAACCUUCGCCAAAGUUUAUGGCCCAUAGUAUUUCUCAGCAUGGUGACAGGCAGCACAGGACCGAGUCAUGCAAUAAAAUAGGUGAUAUGACUCAAACAGAGUUCCUGCAUAGUAUAUAAUGUCUUUGCUGUCUAUUGGGCUAUGUUCAGACAUGUCAUCCGCUGCAGCUCAAACGUCAUUGUGAGAACACACUGAUGUCUGCUAUACAACAGACAUAUCACUUUAAUAUCCUAUUUUGAACGAGCCUUUCGAUAUCACCAGCGAUAUGAACAUGGAUGAUCAAGACCCUCAACCCCCAACAUACACCGCACAUCUGGCCUUUGACCUCCCACCGCCUUAUAUCCCACCUCAUGUCCAAGCUAUCGAGCCAACCCGUGAUUUCAAAGGGGUGUUGGUUGACCAAAUGGACAGAUGGCUCGAGGAGCUGGAUGAUAUAGACUGGACCGUCAGGAAUGCUCAGCCGGUACCCGAAUAUCUCCCAAGACAUCCUGGUACUGAUGGUACAGACCAGGGCCGAGAUAGUGACCUUGACGGCCCGACGUUGGGUCAUGAGCCUGGGAAUGGCUUUAGUCCUGAUGAUAAAGUCAGACAUGACCUUACCCGGAGCCACGACACUGGGCCUGUUGAGAAUGAGAAUGAGCAUUACAAUAAUGACACCAGUGCCUCCGAAGACAUCAGUGACGACGACGGUUGCGAUGAGGAACUGUCUGCGAUUGUGAACAGUGGCUGGGCACGGUUGAGACGGAUCCAGGACCAUAUAGCGUCAUUCAAGCAUUCGCUCUCUGAAGACUCUGAGUGCUACAAUACUGUGCUUUGAUCAAGCCCUGACAUGAUUUAGGACCCUCCGUUCAUGCGCCUUGAUACUGGUCUUGUCUUUAUUCGCGGGUUUAUUUAAGACUGC